AUAUCACUCUAACAUAGGUGCUCCCCUAUAAAAGGAAUGUGUUAUUUGUGUUCAAAAUCAUUCACAAAAACUCAAACAGAAAAAAGAAAAACAUGGACAAGAAGUUGUUGUUAGUUGUCUUCUUCAUUGUCCUCUCUACUCAAGAGAUUGGGGCGGUAAUAAGAACGUGCAAAUCGAGAAGCCGCGAAUUUGGAGGGAAAUGUAUUCGAGCAACUCAAAGGAAUUGCAAUAUAGUUUGCAUGCAUGAAGAUUUUCAGUACGGCGUUUGUAGGAUGGGCCGCUGCUAUUGCGCGAAAUCUUGUGGUGGUGGUGGUGUGAAAACACCGCCAGCUGUGAAAACGCCGCCUGCAGUUGAAAACCCACCGGACAACGGACCACCUGAUCAAGAUGGCGGUCAAUUUUUUUUCGAAGAGACACAAAGCUAGCUUCUUCUAAACUCUGAACAAAUUACAAAUGGUUUUCA
Messenger RNA from Erythranthe guttata (spotted monkey flower), 463 nucleotides. The record is from RefSeq and is a predicted model, not a curated record. Lineage: Eukaryota; Viridiplantae; Streptophyta; Magnoliopsida; Lamiales; Phrymaceae.